This is a messenger RNA of Cylicostephanus goldi, 405 nucleotides long. NCBI's taxonomy places the organism in Eukaryota, Metazoa, Nematoda, Chromadorea, Rhabditida, Strongylidae. The record is from the annotation of a GenBank genome assembly.
AUGGAAGAACUUUUGCCUCAACCCUCAAAGAGUGCACCUGCUUCGGCUAAAAAGGGGGCGCGUCGCGCUAGGGUGACUUCGCGAACUACCGGCAUAGAUAUCGUCGAGCAACCGGAAGACCGUUUUGUUGGUCUGGCUAGACUCGACGAAAUCACGAUGGUAGAGAGUCAGCCUAUCAUAUGGAAGCGAGAAGAUCUUUUCCAAGAGGAGACUGAUCAGGCACCAGUCCACUUUAGCAGGGAGCGCUUCAUUGACUGGAAUGAUCAGCGCACUUCUAGCUCGAAGGAAUCCAUGAAAACUCUUCCGGAAGUGAACAAGGUUUUAGUCGUGGUGACAAUUGCGGAGCAUCCCAACAUACCCGAUUUAGGAACCACCGACGCUAGAAGCAGCUUCAGUCUCGUAUGA